CGAUACCCAUUGAUAAAGAUCUUGAUAAAAUAGUGGAAACUUGAUGAAUAAAUAAAAAUCUUGAUAGGAAUAUACAAGUUUGCGUGAAUGACAAUUGAUGCAUACUUCAUAACAGUUCACGUUUUUACUUGAAAUGGAUUAUCAUUGCCGCAACGAUUGUACAGUUCGUAAAAAAUCACGCGUAUGUUAUAUUUCCAAAUGUCUUAACAGUGAAAAUAGUGCAUUAUAUUAUUGGUAUAUCAUUGUAUUGUAAUGCUAUCUGUACUGUGACAAGUUCGUAAAUCCACCAAACAAAAUUUACAAAUAUAUUGUAUAAUUAUUAUGUACUUUGAAGUGGAGUCUGUCCAAAAGUAUCCAACUACAAACAUGAACAAGUCAGUGGAAGAUUUGCUAAUAUCUAGCCGUGAAGUUAUGACUAAUGUAAGCUCCACUGGGUUAGAAAAUCAGAAUCCAACAAUGAACAUAGGUAAUGGUAUAUCGGAUAAUGUUCAAGAAACAUGUACUGGCACAAGUGGAGAAAAAAAUAGCCCAGUUUCAAGCCCAAAUCUGUCUCCACGGCCUAGUCCAAAAGUACGUAAUAAACGAGAUCACUCCAAAGCAAAUCAUGAUUCAAAUGCCAAAGAAUCUAAUAAUGUGAACAAAUUAGAUGAUCAGCAACAGGAUAUAACAAACAAAUCAUCAGAUUCUUCCCAAACUGUAAAAAGUUCACAUGAUGGAAAGAAGGAAACACGGAGUAGUGAACGAAAUAAAAAGAAAUCUUGGUAUCAUGUUUUAUAUCCAACAUACAAAUCUAGAUCAGAUGACUUUAGACGUAUAUUUAAAGAUGUGCCAGAUGAUGAAAGAUUAGUCGUUGAUUAUUCAUGUGCACUCCAGCGUGAAAUAUUAGUUCAUGGAAGACUCUAUGUAUCUCAAAAUUAUGUGUGCUUUUAUGCAAAUAUUUUUAGUUGGGAAACUCUAGUAUGUUUACGUUGGAAGGAUGUUACAUCUAUUACCAAAGAAAAAACUGCACUUGUAAUUCCUAAUGCAAUUUCAAUAGGCACUGCCACUGAUAAGUUUUUCUUGACAUCUUUUGGUGCAAGAGAUAAAACAUAUGUAAUGUUGUUUCGUGUAUGGCAAAAUGCUCUUAUUGGCGAGCCAAUGAAUGCACCUGAAAUGUGGCAACUUGUACAUUCUUGUUAUGGAGAUGAGUUGGGUUUAACAUCAGAUGAUGAAGAUUAUGUACCGCCAUUGCCACCAGCUGAUGACGAGAAAUUAUCAACAAGAUUAUCUGUAGAAUCUUUUUCCGAGGUAGAAAGUGGUAAUGUGGAACAUUCUGUAAUUGGAGUGCCAGAUACAAUCACUGAAACAAAAGCAGAAGUUCAUCAUUUGCCUCGACCAGAUCCUAUUAUUGAUGCAACUGAUUUGAGUGAUACAACAGAAAGUGAAGCAGAAAAACAUGCAUUAAAAUUAGGUGUUCGAAGCAGUGUCGUAUGUACUUCACCACAUGAAGGUCGUCAAAUAAGCAAAGCCACACUUCCUAUUCACAUCGAUCAAUUAUUUACCUUAUUGUUUACAAAUUCAAAAUUUUUCUUAGAUUUUCAAACUGCUCGUAAAACUACUGAUUUAGUACAAUCAGAAUGGACUCAAAAUGAACAAACCGGUCAAAAAGUUAGAAAUCUAUCAUUUACAAUAGCACUAUCUCAAGCUAUUGGACCAAGAACUUCUCAUAUUUCAGAAACUCAGAUUAUGUUGCCAUGUAGCAGACCGGGUCAUUUAUACAGUAUUGAUGUAGAAAGCGUGAAUGCUGGAAUUCCAUAUGCAGAUUCAUUUUCUGUAUUAAUUCACUAUUGCAUUAUGAGCAUUUCUGAAAGUGAAACAAGUAUUGUAAUUUAUGCUCAAAUAAAGUACAAAAAGAAUGUAUGGGGUUUUGUAAAAAGCGUUAUUGAAAAAAAUUGUUGGGCUGGAUUAGAUGAAUAUUUUUCGAGUUUAAUAAAAGCGUUAACUAUGGAAUGUGAAGAAAAUAGUGGAAGUGUAGGAGUAAAAAGAAAAGCAAGAAGAAGACGUCGUGCUACAGGUCCUGGUAUUUCUUUACAAACUCAUUCCUCAGAUCACACGUCUUCCACUCUACAAAAUUCUUUAAAUUUGCCACAUAUUAACGAUAAUACUGUUCCUGCUACUCGAGGUGACUCUAAUAUGAUAAUUAGUUCAAUGCUAUUGAUUGCUGUCUUAUGUUUGAUGAUAAUUAAUGCCUUAUUAUAUUAUAAAUUAUGGAGUUUAGAAGAAGCAGCAGCUUAUACUAUUAUGGAUUUACAUGUAUUAAAAAAUACACCAAAAACCGAUGAAGAUUGGAUUCAAUUAUUACAACAACAAGAAAGUUUGCAUAAUAUAGAAAUGAGAAAAUGGCAAAGAGUAUUACAUACUGCUGCACAAUUGCUUAGACAAACAGAAGAAUCAUUAACAGAAUUACAAAUGAGUAUUCAUCCAACUGCGACAGAAAAAAUGUUCUCUGUGUUGAAGCCGAGCUUGAAAACUUUUAGUUCGCGUACAGAACAGCGAACUCAUUCAGAAAUGUAAAAAAGAAUUAUGUAAAAAUAUCCCGAUAAAGGUAACGUAAGUAUUAUGAUGCGAUAAGUCAUUUAAAAAAGUCAUGAUUCUAUACUUUAAGUGUACUUAAUAAGAAGAAUAUUAUACCAAUUAUUGUUGUACUUGCUAUGUACUAACUUAUAAUGUAGGUACACAAGUGCGCUCUGUGAUGACAAUUGUUGAUAACUUCAAAUGCACAACACACAUGCAAACUAUUUAUGAUCAAUAGAAAUUGCAAUUUAAAUUUGUUCGUUUUUAUUAUUUUCAAUCUUUCCAUUAUAUGUAAAAAUUUUUUUCAUAUAGGAUAUUAAAUUAAGCUAAAUUGCACUUUUAAUAUAUUCUUUAUAUCAUACAC
Molecule: messenger RNA, 2917 nt
Organism: Frieseomelitta varia
Lineage: Eukaryota; Metazoa; Arthropoda; Insecta; Hymenoptera; Apidae
Gene: GramD1B
Product: protein Aster-B
Exons: 13
Coding region: 322-2553 (743 amino acids)
Biological process (GO): intracellular sterol transport
Cellular component (GO): endoplasmic reticulum-plasma membrane contact site; plasma membrane; endoplasmic reticulum membrane
Molecular function (GO): sterol transfer activity; sterol binding
Source: RefSeq, a predicted model, not a curated record